Molecule: messenger RNA, 4127 nt
Organism: Choloepus didactylus (southern two-toed sloth)
Lineage: Eukaryota; Metazoa; Chordata; Mammalia; Pilosa; Megalonychidae
Gene: SACK1F
Product: family with sequence similarity 83 member F
Exons: 5
Coding region: 109-1626 (505 amino acids)
Source: RefSeq, a predicted model, not a curated record
GCCGACCUCGCCGCCAGGUGAGGAGCCCCGCCCCUCGGCGGCUCCAGGUGCGGCGGUGGCACCUCAGGGCCGCUGGCUGGGGCCGGGGCUGGCGGCGGCCGGGGCGCCAUGGCCGAGUCCCAGCUGAGUUGCCUGGACGAGGCGCACGUGAACGAGAGGGUGACCGAGGCGCAGGCCGCCUUCUUCUACUGCGAGCGGCGGCGGGCCGCGCUGGAGGCGCUGCUGGGCGGCGGCGAGCAGGCCUACCGCGAGCGGGUCAAGAAGGAGCGGCUGCGGGACUUCCUCUCCAGCCGGGAGCGCCAGGCCCUCCGCGCCGCCUGGAGCCCCUACGAGGACGCCGCCCCCGCCGUCCGGGGCAAGAGCAAGGCCAAGGCCAAGGCCCCGGCGCAGGCCCGGGCAGAGUCCGGCGAGUCCCUGGCCUACUGGCCUGACCGCUCCGACACCGAGGUGCCCCCGCUGGACCUAGGCUGGACCGACACCGGCUUCUACCGCGGCGUGAGCCGCGUUACCCUCUUCACGCACCCCCCCAAGGAGGAGAAGGCGCCGCAUCUCAAGCAGGUGGUCAGGCAGAUGGUCCAGCAGGCCCAGAAGGUCAUUGCUGUGGUCAUGGACCUCUUCACCGAUGGCGAUAUCUUCCAAGACAUCGUUGAUGCUGCCUACAAGCGCCGGGUCCCAGUGUACAUCAUCCUGGAUGAGGCAGGAGUGCAGUAUUUCCUGGAGAUGUGCCAGAGCCUGGAGCUCACUGACUUCCGUAUUCGGAACAUCCGUGUCCGCUCCGUGACAGGUGUUGGCUUUUGCGUGCCCAUGGGGAAGGUCAAGGGCACUCUGUCAGCAAGGUUCCUGAUGGUGGAUGGUGAUAAAGUAGCCACUGGAUCUUACGGAUUCACCUGGAGCUCCUCCUACAUGGACAGGAACCUUCUCCUCCUCCUGACAGGGCAGAACGUGGAGCCCUUCGACGUGGAGUUCCGGGAGCUGUACGCCAUCUCUGAGGAGGUGGACCUGUGUCGGCAGCUGGGCCUGGCCGGCGGGGCAGGCAGGCUCAGCCUCCACUACUCCUCCACCGUGGCCCGCAAGCUCAUCAACCCCAAGUAUGCCUUGGUGUCAGGCGGCCGCCACCCGCCAGGGGAGAUGAUGCGCAGGGCUGCCCAGCAGCAGCGGGAGGCUGGCGGCCAUCCCGAGGGGCAGGAGGAGGGCGCCGGAGGGGGCGAGUCGGCCCGGCGCCUGGAGAGCUUCUUGAAUGACCUGGUCAUGCUGGAGCAGGUGCUGCCUCCCGUGGAGCCCAUCCCCUUGGGAGAGCUGAGCCAGAAGGAUGGCAAGAUGGUCUCUCACCUGCACGUGGACCUGAAACCCAAGCCCCGGGAGGGGCUUGCCCGAAACGGCAAGGGAGAAACUGCCAAUGGAGAGGCUGCCCCGGCCAAGGAGGGCAAGCGCUUUGGCAGCAGGCUUUUCAUCCGGCGGGCCAAGAGGCCGGCAGCUCCCAACGGCAUGGCCAGCUCCCUCUCCACUGAGACCUGUGCUGAAGCCGAGUUUCUGAUGGGCAAGAAGCCCAAUGAGGAUCCCAGUGCUGACGUCUCAGGUAAAGCAAGUCCCAGUUCUGCCAAGCCCAGCAAUUGCGUGAUUUCCUGAGCCACAGGACAGCAGUGGGCAGGACCCGUGAAUGCCCCAGACUGGCUGCCCACCCCCUGCCCUGUGGAGGGCACAGGACAAACCCUGCACCAGUUUGCACAUCAGACCCCUGCCAGCCUCCUGCCUGGCAGCCUCCAUUCCGGCCUGAGGGACCCUGAAUCCCAGACAGGAGGGUCCUCAGCAUCUCAAGGCAAUCACGUCUCCACAAGACGACUGUUGGCUGGGCAGGGGUCACCACGUCCUUUUUUACAUGAAGUGGAAGUUUGAAUAGUGUUGGCUCUCCUUUCUGCCCUGCUCGCUCCCUCUGCCUGGCCUAGCCCGGCCCUGUAGACCCCCAGAUGGGGUGAGAGUCGUGUCCUUAUACCUCAAUGUGAUGGGAUCUCCAGGCCCCCCCCCGGCCCCCCCACUUAUCUUUCUUUCCCUUCUCUGGGCCUCCCAGGGCUGCAGGUUCCCCCAAGAAGUUGGUGGGGUAAAAGGGAAGGGGGUGUGGCUCUGAGGCAGGGAGCCCAAGGUCCAGUCUUGCUCUGGCCUCUGAGUGCAGGGAGGAAGAUGCAGCCUGGCCAGCUGGGGCCUUCCUGGCAGAGUCCCCGCAGGCCCCUGCUCGGGAUCCAGAGCAGAGUGAGGGAAAGACGCUGCAGCCUUCCCUCAGCCAAGGGCAAGAUUUGAUGCCACCAUGUUGAGAGCCCUUCACUGAGGUCUGCUUUCCCUCUGGGUGGUUCUUGGCGUCUCGGCCCUGAGUGGUCCAGGCCUCCUUGGCUGUUGCCUGCUGCAAGUCCUGACAGGGGGUUCCUAUGGUGUCCUCACCUGGGGCUGCCCCCUCCCCUUCAUGUGCCUUGAUCUGCUACCCGAGGCCAAGGGCUGGGUUGUGGGAGGCCGGCCCCGUGGAGAGCAGUGUUCGCCCUAUUCCCUGAGAUCGUCCUGGGUCCCCUUCACCAGCCAGGACUUAUGUGCCUUCCCUGGUUCAGCCAAAGACCAGCCUUAACCUCCUGCCAAAAGUCAGGCUGUACUUAGGAACCUUGGCCUCCCUGUGUGAGGCUGGCCUGAUUGCCCCGACUCCUGGCCAGGGGAAACCAGCCCACACUGCCCCCUCCCCGCCUGUGGGGCAGGUGGGGGGCCUAGGGAGAGUUCAUGAAUGGACAAGGGAAAUGGCCAGACUGUAGACUCUGCUGAUCCUGCAUCAAGCAGAGAUGGAGGAUCCAAGCCACAAGAUGAGGGGCCGGAACACUGGUAGAAAGGACCUUUUUUCUAGCCUUUUGCUUUGUAACCAAACUUCUGUCCUCCCUUCUGGAAACCCCUGGGACACCACCAGCACCUUCGGGGAGGGGCAUACCUCUCAAGGCCGGGAAACAUGCAGCAAUACUGGCUGUGCUGUGGUAAACCAGAUGUUCCUGUUAAGAAGGCAGGAAGUGGGGGCAACACAUUGCACUCAUUUCAGGAGAAUCUGAUCUCUGGGGGUGGGGGGAGGGCAAGGAAGAGUGAGCCUGAUUCUCAGGGGCCUCCUCUGUUAAUCCUGGGGUUAGGGGGCAAGGGAUUGAGGCUCCUUACCCCCCUCCCUGAGCUUCUGUGUGGAUUAACUUCCUGGGAAGUGCUUCCUUGUGUACCGAGGCCUGGCAGUGUGGCACGUGCUCAUUCUGGAGAGGCAGGGAGCGGGGUAUGUUACACAUCUGCUCAAAGUCGUUCACAGAUUAGCCACCUCUAGAGUCUUGAAAGCAUGGGACAUAGAUGGGUGCAUUGCAGUGGGGAAGGGGACCCCCCUCAGAGUGGGGGUGGGCACCUUUGGGGUCAAAGGGGGAGGCCGGGGGAAGAGAGCAGCUUCUGAGCAAGAGAAGCAGGCCUACCUCAUCCCCUUCCCCUCUACUGACCUAAAACGCCCCGUUCCCUGCCCUGAAGCACCAGAUCAGAAGUUCCAAGUCACUGCUGCCUCAGUUUUUCCAUGUGCCCAGUGAGGUCACUCUCAUUUUCUUCAUAGAAUGAAGGGGGAAGGGGAGAGCAACUCCAUGUAGCUGGACGGGUGCUGGCCUUCAAGGCAGGACCCCGUGGGCAGGGCACUCUCCCCUCCGGCCUCGGUUUCUUCUUUCUUACAGAGGCUUGAACAAGAUGGUCUCUGACCUCCUCCAGCUCUGAAAUGCUAACAGUAUUCUUAGGAGAGAGACUAUAGUCCAAAGGUUUCUGAGGAUCUUGAAGUCAUAAAAUGGAGCUCUUAAUGUUUGCUUGUCUGCCAAAGCUCCGGCCCACUCAGCUCUGCCUCCUGGCUUUGCAGUUUUUACUCUGCCCUCUGUGCUAGCACUUGCACAUGUUUGUGAAAUAUUCUCUCUGUCAUCAAAUCUCAAGGGAACAUCUGGCGUUCCCAGUUGGAUGGCAAGUUCAAGGGCGGAUCAUGCCCUUGGUCCCUCCGUGGCAGCUUCCACAGGCUGGAAGCAUGGGAAAGGCUGCAGGAGGAACGGGGAUGAAGCAGCAGAGCACCCCAGGGCCUCGGUCUGGCGCCACCGCCCCUACCCUCC